CUAUAUAUGUAUAUAUAUAUACAUGAUAAAAUUCUAGUGGUCUACUUACUGAAAUUCCGUCUGAUAAGUGUAUUACCGAAUGGAAAUGUCAGAUCAAGAUGGUAAUCUACCUGCUGAUGAUAACAAGGCAGAUACUAACACGACAAAACCACUACGUAAAGAACCAUCUGGUUGUUGUGAGAACUAUUGCCAUGGAAUGUUUCGAAAGAAACAUUACAAAGAGAUAAUUUACAAAGAUGUUGGUAGAUCUUUAACAACCAUAAGUUUGAUUCUAUAUGGUUUAUCAUGUAUGUUGGAUGGAGGUAUUUAUGUGUCGACUGGUACAGCAGUAAGUGAAAAAACUGGACCGAGUGCUUUUCUUGCUUACAUUAUAGCUACAAUUGUGGCCAUACUUAAUUCUGUGAUAUAUUCAGAAUUAGCAUGUCAUGUUCCUAGUGAUGUAUCCUGUUACGGACAUACACAUAGCAUCCUGGGUGAACUCCCAGCAUUUAUUAAUGCCUGGUCAACAAUGCUUGAUUAUAUGCUGACUGUAUCGCUAACUGCACGUAGUUGGAGCAACAUAGUCGACACUUUUGUCGGGUACAGAAUAAGUUCAUGGAUAGUAAAUACAUUUGGAAGAUUAUCACCUCCAAAUGGAUUAUUGUCAGAAUAUCCUGAUUUUGUCAGUGCACUAGUGAUUCUUAUUCUAGCCAUUUGUUGUUGUUUCGGACUACGCAACAAUUUAGCUUUGACUGUAAUCUCAAGUGCUUUAAAUGUUGGAGUACUGUUGGUAGCUACCAUAUACAUGUUUAUUCAUGCUAGAGCAAAUCAUUUCUACCUGAUCCACCCUGCAACUACAACAAAGUUUACAUUUCUUCUACCAUAUGGAAUUCUUGGUUUAAUAAGUGCAACAACAAUUAGCUUUAAUGCAUUUGUUAGAUCUAGUGCACCAACGUCACGUACACAUGAAGUUAAAUAUCCUGCUUAUAGUCUACCUGUAGCAAGUAUAACUAGUAUACUCAUCGUGGGACUUGUAACCACACUGUCGGCAUUAGCAUUGACUCUAUAUUAUCCUUGGUUUUAUAUUGACGCAGAGAAUGCAUUUUUAAAUGCUAUCAAAGAUAACAAAGAUUCUCCUGGUGGAAAUUUUGCAAGAAUAUUCAUGUUUUGCUUAAUUGGCAGUGGAUUUAUACUUGGAUUACUUACCAGUCUGGUAGCACCAAUGUUGGCUGGUUUAAAUAUUUGUUUAGCUAUGGUUCGUGAUGGUUUUAUGCCAAACUUAUUUUCAUCAGUUUGUCCACCUUUCAAGAAACCAUUGAUUGCAACAAUAUUCCUUACAAUUUUCACUGGUUUAUUCAGUACAAUAUUUACUGUACAAAGUUUGACAAGUUUCUUAAGUUUAGGCACAUUAAUUGCCUACUGUAUUAAUGCAAUCAGUGUUAUGUGUCUGCGUUAUCGAUCACAGACAAGCGAACCACAAAAUGAAGAUGAAUAUGAUCAUGUUGACGGGAAAGAAUUUGAAAAUUACCGAAAUGCAUAUUACAAUAAACGAAUCGGUGAACCAGGAUAUAUAAAAAAGAAAAUUGGUUAUCGUUUAUCUGAUCAAAUGUUGAAAUUGAUCAAUUCCGGUGUUCCUGGUAAAAUGGUUAUCUUUUUAAUAGCUAUUUAUGUCACUUUGAGUAUUGCAUUGGUUGUUUGUUUGACAUUUGGGGUGACUGGCAAAUUAGCAUCAAUAAUGAAGAUUAUUGCUAUCUUAUUUAUUAUUAUCCUACUCAUGCUCACUAUUAUGUUCAUCAGUUUCAUUGAACAAUUCAAGUCACCUGAUGCUCAUCGAUAUCGUGUUCCAUUGGUUCCAUUACUUCCAUGUGUGACAUUAACAAUAAAUCUACUACUUCUUUCUCAGAUUUCAUGGUUUAGUUGGUUCCGUUAUGGUGUUUGGAUGCUAUUCGGUUUAUUAAUAUACUUCACAUAUGGAAUAAGACAUGCUUAUCGAAUGUCUGAAGAAACUGACAGUUGCAUAUCAUCGAAAUGUCUCAGUGAUAUAGAGUAUGAGAAGAAAUCUUCAUCAGAUGGAUCAGUAGAAUUUAUUGAUCCAAUCCGAUUUUGAUCAAGUGACUUUUUAUGUGGUGCUGAAAAGUUGUUGUUGUUUUGAAGCCAUCAUAUGUUCAAUAGUUUGAUAGUUGAUUGACUGAUUGAUUGAAGAAAAACUGACAAACUGAAAUGAUAUUUUUAUUUUCAGUGUUGUUAUUGUCGUCAUCAUCAUUACCAUACAUAUUUCAUGAGAAUUUUUGUUGUCAUAUAUGUAACAUUUUUUAAAUGAGAAAAAAUUUAUGAACAAUAAUUGACAUUAAAUUUUUUUUUUGUUUAAAUUGUCAUUCAAUGUUCAAUAUUCGUCGUGGUGAAUAACGCAUGAAGAAAUUGAAGUUGUUUGGAGCAGUAAUCAAAUCUUUUUGAAUUAUUUGUUUUUUUGACAACAUCGAUAAAAAUCAAUACAUCGAGUCUUAGAAAAUUAUUAAUAUCCAGUAAGGUAUUUGCUAGCAAAUGAUAAG
Molecule: messenger RNA, 2528 nt
Organism: Schistosoma turkestanicum
Lineage: Eukaryota; Metazoa; Platyhelminthes; Trematoda; Strigeidida; Schistosomatidae
Source: the annotation of a GenBank genome assembly